Messenger RNA from Coccomyxa subellipsoidea C-169, 963 nucleotides. RefSeq lists its product as hypothetical. Gene Ontology annotation, biological process: peptidyl-lysine monomethylation. Gene Ontology annotation, molecular function: protein-lysine N-methyltransferase activity. The record is from RefSeq and is a predicted model, not a curated record. The transcript is spliced from 6 exons. Bases 1 to 963 code for a protein of 320 amino acids. Lineage: Eukaryota; Viridiplantae; Chlorophyta; Trebouxiophyceae; Coccomyxaceae.
AUGGUGGACUAUGAUGGAGAGGGGUUAAGCCUGCCCAACUUUGCCUGGCCGCGGCUGCGCGACGCCGUGGCGAACAACCCGGAGCUACCUUGGGACAUCCUCCUGGCAGUGGCGUUGCUGGAUGCGCAUGCAGGCGAGGGGGGAGUAUUCUGGGAGGACUACACGCGCGAGCUGCUGCCCAAGCCUGGGCAGCUGUCGCUGCCCUUCUGCCUGCCUCCAGAGCUGCUGGAGCAGCUGCAGGACCCGGAGAUCAUCAGAGGGGCCCAACAGCAGCAGGCACGGCUGGCAGAGAUGCUGCCAGAGCUUGCGCAGCCGAUCGAGCCCGGCAUUUGCACGCGGAUGCAGUGGGCCUUCGCGUGCGUGCGCAGCCGCACGUUCCGGCUCGGCCCGGCAUGCCACGCGUUCGUGCCUUUCAUGGACAUGACCAAUCACUCGCUGCCACCUGUCGCUGCGUUCCGGCCGCAUCAAGGCGCUGUCGAGCUUUUGGCUGUAGUGGAUGCAGAUGAGGGAACCGAGGCCACCAUCAGCUAUGCCCUGGCCGACGGGUGCAUCAAUCAGCGGCUCAUGCAGGUGUACGGGUUUGUCAUUGAGGGGGGCAACCCUGCGGAACGGCUGCCCUUUGGACCUGAAUCUGACUCAGACGCACCAGACAGGCCCUCAUCCUCUGGAGAUACGCUCAGCUUGCAGCGCAUAGAGUAUCUCCUGGGGGACCAGGUGUUUCUGGAGAUGCUGUCUGGGAAGCACCCCUACCUCACAGCCGCCAUAAAAUCUCUACCGCUGGGAGAGGGGGGUGGCGGCACUACGUUGGAAGAGGACUGUGGUCUCAGGGAUGCAGCCUCAGAUCAGCGCCGAGCAGCAGUGCUAGCGUAUAGGAUAGAGCGGAAGGCGCUCGCAAAGACAGCACAUGCCUUGCUAAAAUCUUACAUUGCCGACAGGGGCGAUCAACGACAGAUAAACAGCUGA